UUUCCAUUGACUCGGCACUGCCUGGACACAAAAUCCACGCCGCCGUCGCCGCCACAACACCAUCAUGGACCUGUUCAAGCCCAAGAAGAACCCCGAGAAACUCGCCAAGCACUUGAGGGAAGCCAUGGAGAACCCCAGUGCUCCCGUCAAGCCGGACAAGAGUGGAAAGGUAGUUGAUAUCGUGACGAAGCGACUGCAGCAAAUCAAAGUGAUGUUGUAUGGCGAAGUGGGCCAAGAUGAGUCGAGUCCCCAGAAAUGCUCGCAGUUAGCGGCGCUGUUGAUAGCAGACAACGCGUUGCCGCGCCUGGUGCUGAACCUCGCGGGGCUGCCGUUCGAAGCUCGAAAGCACGUGGCCCAGAUCUACAACAACUUCAUUCGGCGCGACUUGAGUGGAUUCGUCACGUACAUCGAACGCCAGCCGCAAAUCAUGUCGACGCUAGUGCGUGGGUACGAGAACGCCGACAUUGCGCUCAACUGCGGCACCAUGCUUCGUGAAUCGAUUCGGCACGAGGCGUUGGCACGACAAGUACUCUACUCGGACGACCUGUGGAAGUUCUUCGAUACGUAUGUGCACUUGCCCAACUUUGACGUCGGGUCCGACGCGUUUGCAUCGUUCAAAGACCUUUUGACCCGGCACAAGGGCCUCCUCUCAGUAUUUUUCGAUACCCACUUUGACCAGGUGUUUGAACAAUACAAUCGCCUGUUGUCGUCGGAAAACUACGUGACACGACGCCAGUCCCUCAAGCUGCUGGGGGAAAUCUUGCUGGACCGGUCGAACUUUGACAUCAUGAUGCGCUACAUUUGCAAGCGCGACAACCUCAAGAUGAUGAUGAACCUGCUGCGCGACACGAGCGCCAACAUCCAAUUCGAAGCAUUCCACGUGUUCAAAGUGUUUGUGGCCAACCCCAAGAAGCCCAACGAGGUCACGCAAAUCCUACUCAACAACAAGGACAAGCUGAUUGCGUACUUGGAGAAGUUUCAAAACGAUAAAGACGAUUCGCAAUUCGUGGAAGAAAAAGCGCUGUUGAUUCGCACGUUGGGCACGCUGGAGCUCGCGGCGGAAGACCCGCCCAAUGGUGUUGUGAUGAUUGAUGCUGUGCUGUCAAAAGUAACGUCGUCGUGUGUAGAGGCAGCCACUACCAAGGACCAAGUCCCCACCGCAUAGAGUUAGCGUACCAGGGACGUUCAGAUAGUAUGGGCAACCAACCACGUACUUCGUGACAAUGAGAUUUGUAUGUACUGUCUGUCAUGUCACUGUUCGUUCGUUCUAUCGUGG
Messenger RNA from Aphanomyces astaci, 1276 nucleotides. RefSeq lists its product as hypothetical. Gene Ontology annotation, molecular function: protein serine/threonine kinase activator activity. Bases 65 to 1165 code for a protein of 366 amino acids. NCBI's taxonomy places the organism in Eukaryota, Oomycota, Saprolegniomycetes, Saprolegniales, Verrucalvaceae. The transcript is spliced from 9 exons. The record is from RefSeq and is a predicted model, not a curated record. Gene Ontology annotation, biological process: intracellular signal transduction.